This is a messenger RNA of Triticum urartu, 1560 nucleotides long. The record is from RefSeq and is a predicted model, not a curated record. Lineage: Eukaryota; Viridiplantae; Streptophyta; Magnoliopsida; Poales; Poaceae.
CUUGACGUCGGGGCGAUGGUCGCUGGUACCCAGUGGCGCGGCAUGUUCGAGCAGCGCUUGAAGGAUGCCAUCAAGCAGGUGGAGGAUGCCCGCGGCAAGCUCAUCCUCUUCAUAGACGAGAUGCACAUGAUUGUUGGUGCUGGCGACCGAGACGGCACCGGGGACGCUGCCAACAUCCUCAAGCCGGCGUUAGCCCGUGGCCGCAUCCGUUGCAUAGGCGCAACCACAUCCGAAGAGUACCGCAGAUACAUUCAGAAGGAUGCGGCGCUCGAUCGGCGGUUCCAAAGGGUUGAUGUCGAGGAGCCGAGCGUGCCGGCGACCGUUGCCAUCCUGCAGGGGUUGAAGCACCGGUACCAAGACCAUCAUGGACUGACGAUUCGCGACGACGCUCUAGCUGCUGCCGCACAGCUCGCCGCCCGUUAUAUUACAGGUCGCCAGUUUCCUGAUAAAGCAAUUGAUUUGAUGGACGAGGCAUGCACUACCGUGAAGUUGCAUAAGCAAAAAGAAGUUGAAAAUAAGGAAACUAACACUACAAAUGCACUGGAGGAGUUAACCGUUGGUCCAUGCCAUAUUGCCCAGGUUGUGAGCCGGUGGACUAAAAUUCCGAUCACCACACUUGGUAGAGAGGAAGAGAAGUUGAGCCACCUAGCAGACAGAUUGCAUGAGAGGAUUGUUGGACAGUUUGAAGCCGUUAACUUGGUUGCCCAACAAGUGCUACGUUCUAGGGUCGGCUUUGAUCAAUCUGGCCAACCAAUUGGCUCUUUCCUCUUUUUGGGCCCGGCUGGUGUUGGAAAGACAGAGCUUGCGAAAGCACUUGCGGAGAAGUUGUUUGACAAUGAGAAGGCAUUAGUCCGCUUUGACAUGUCUGAAUAUGCCGACAGUGGUUCUGUGUCACGUCUCAUUGGAGGACCUCGAAGCUAUGAAGAAGACGGACAACUCACUGAGAAAGUCAGGAGCCAACCGUAUAGCGUUGUUCUUUUUGACGACGCGGAUAAGGCACAUCCCUCGAUAUUCAAGGUUCUCAUUCAACUCCUUGAUGAUGGCAUGCUGGUUGAUGGGAAAGGACGCAACGUAAAUUUCAAGAACACUAUCAUCAUCAUGAGCUCAACUCUAGGAGCAGAGAACCUGUUAGCUAAAAUUGCUGGAGAAAACAUGGAAACUACACGAGAUCUUCUCAUGAAACAGGUCGAGAAACGCUUUAAGCCUGAAUUUCUCAACAAACUGAGUGAAAUUGUGAUGUUUGAGCCGCUUUCACACGAUGAACUGAGGAAGAUCACGAGAAUCCAGAUGAAGAGGGUCAUUGAUACAACAGCUUAUAAGGGCAUCUCUCUGCUUGUAACAGAUGCCGCAUUGGAUGUCAUUUGGUCAGAAGCACAUGACACGGUGUAUGGCGCAAGGCCUAUUAAAAGGUGGAUGAAGAAAAAUGUGACAAGAGUUCUUGUGGACAUGCUGGUCAAUGGAGAAGCAUGUCAAGGGUCGACCAUCUCCAUCGAUGCCGCUGACGAUAAUAAGGGGCUGAAAUACCAGGUACAGAAGUAGCAUGCCGGAGGUGGCAGAUCU